This is a messenger RNA of Phyllostomus discolor (pale spear-nosed bat), 4299 nucleotides long. RefSeq names its product fibrinogen C domain containing 1 (gene FIBCD1). The record is from RefSeq and is a predicted model, not a curated record. Lineage: Eukaryota; Metazoa; Chordata; Mammalia; Chiroptera; Phyllostomidae. Bases 138 to 1523 code for a protein of 461 amino acids. The transcript is spliced from 7 exons.
GCCCGGGUCGCCCCGGCGCGAGGCACCGAGGCGGGGAUCGGGCGGGCAGAACGCGCCUAGAACCCGCGCCCACCUCGGCGCCUUUGCGCUCCGCAGCGGCUCGCCUCGGCCCGCGCCCCCGUCCGUCCUGCCAGAAGAUGGUCAACGACCGGUGGAAGACCGUGGGCACCGCUCCUCAACUUGAGGACCGGCCUCGCGACAAACCUCAGCGGCCGAGCUGCGGCUAUGUGGUGUGCACGGUGCUGCUGUCCCUGGCCGUGCUGCUGGCCGUGGCUGUCACCGGCACGGUGCUCUUCCUGAACCACGCCCACGCGCCCGGCACGGCGCCCCCGCCCAUCGUCAGCACAGGGCCGGCCGGUGCCAACGGCGCCCUGGUCACCGUGGAGAGAGCCGACAGCUCACGCCUCAGCAUCCUCAUCGACCCGCGCUGCCCCGACCUCACUGAAGGCUUCGCCCACCUGGAGGACACCCAGGCCUCCGUGCUGCAGGCGCUGACCGCGCGCCAGGCCCAGCCCUGGCUGGCGGGCGAGCAGGACAGGGAGCUGCUGGACACGCUGGCCGACCAGCUGCCCCGGCUGCUGGCCCGGGCCUCAGAGCUGCAGGCGGAGUGCGCCGGGCUGCGGAAGGGCCACGGCACGCUGGGCCAGGGGCUCGGCGCCCUGCAGAGCGAGCAGGCCCGCCUCAUCCAGCUUCUGUCGGAGAGCCAGGGCCACAUGGCUCACCUGGUGAACUUGGUCAGCGACGUCCUGGACACCCUGCACAGGGACCGGGGGCUGAGCCGGCCCCGAGUCAAGGCUGACCUGCAGAGGGCGCCGGCCAGGGGGUCGCGGCCCCGGGGCUGUGCCAACGGCUCUCGGCCCCGUGACUGCCUGGACGUGCUCCUGAGCGGCCGGCAGGAGGACGGGGUGUACUCUGUCUUCCCCACACACGACCCUGCCGGCUUCCAGGUGUACUGCGACAUGCGCACGGAUGGUGGCGGCUGGACGGUGUUUCAGCGGCGGGAGGACGGCUCGGUGAACUUCUUCCGAGGCUGGGAGGCGUACCGGGACGGCUUCGGCAAGCUCACCGGGGAGCACUGGCUAGGGCUCAAGAGGCUCCACGUGCUGACGGCGCAGGCGGCCUACGAGCUGCGCGUGGACCUGGAGGACUUCGACAACGGCACGGCGCACGCCCACUACGGGAGCUUCGGCGUGGGCUUGUUCUCUGUGGACCCGGAGGAGGACGGGUUCCCGCUCACGGUGGCCGACUACUCGGGCACUGCAGGGGACUCCCUCCUGAAGCACAGCGGCAUGAGGUUCACCACCAAGGACCGCGACAGCGACCACUCCGAGAACAACUGCGCCGCCUUCUACCGCGGCGCCUGGUGGUACCGCAACUGCCACACGUCCAACCUCAACGGGCAGUACCUGCGCGGCGCGCACACCUCCUACGCCGACGGCGUCGAGUGGUCCUCCUGGACCGGCUGGCAGUACUCGCUCAAGUUCUCCGAGAUGAAGAUCCGGCCGGUGCGUGAGGACCGCUAGUCUGGCCCCGCGCACCGGCCGCCCGCGCCGCCCGCCCUCCGCUCCCCACCCCAGCCGCUCCCGCCUGUCGCCUGCCCGUCCGCAUCUGGCUGACCUGCUGUUGCGUCGCCGGGGUGCACCAGGCCCACCCCAAUACUAAGCACCCUGGGCAGAUGAGGUUGCAUGUCACCUUCACACUGUCCCCAGUCCCCAAUUUGCCUCUGAUGGGGGGCGGGGCAAACGCCCCCAAAUUCUACCAGCCCAGACUUUGGCUUCUGGGUUGUCUUCUCCUGGCCGGAAGUCGGCCCCAGCUCCCCGCAGCACCCUGCGCUCUGCCAGCCCAAGCAGCUGGCGUUAUGGGGGCAUGUGGAAGAGGGGACAGCACCCUGGAGCCCCCCUAGCAGACUGAGUUAGGUCUGAAGCCAGCCUCCUCUGGUCCUCCGGGCACCCCCCUCCUUGUUUCCACCGUGCCUGGAGACCCCACCUCUCCCCAAGAGCCCUGGGAGCAGCCAGCGCUGAGGGCCACUGUGGCCAGGGGCUGGCACCACCCCACCAGGCCUUGGGCCAGGCUGCAGCUCAUCGCCUGCUGGGACGCAUGCCCCAAGGUGGGCUGGUUCCUCAAAGUCCCUCCCUCCACCCAGUGUCCCCUCGGGCCUGGGAGGUCCCCGGUGCCCUUGGCUGCUGUGCCCAGCCCCCUUCGUUCUCCUGCCUGCGGGAGGAGGGGACAGACCCCAAACCACUGGUCUGGGCCCAGCCAGGGAGGACCUCUUGAUUCUCUGGGCAGCUCGGGGCUUGCUGCACCCCCAAUUUCCAGAACCCCAAGACUUCCUUGGGGCAGGCCUGGAGGGUGGAGGCCAGGCCUGGGGAGUUCGGUGGCCAUCACCCCCGUGUCAGCCCGGAGACCGCCGCUCAGCGCAAAGGCUGGCCCCUGGCAGCGACCGUUCAUGCUGCCACCUUGGGUCAGGGGUUCACGCAGCCAGUGGAGGAGACGGGCCCCAGCCCGGCACUCAGAGACACUUUCUCACUGAGGCCCCCAAUGCCCAGGGCACCCUUGGUGCACCCCCUCCCCCAACAAGAACUGCAGGAUCCAGGGUCAGUGGCUGGGAAAGGCAGGGCUGCGAGCCCUGACCUUCACCUUCUGCUCAACGACCUUGGGCCCCUGAUGCAUUUGCUGUCAGAACCAAGUUCAGCGCUGCUUUGCCAAGUCCCUACCUGUGGGUUUGCAACGGGGUCUGUGGGGGCCCAGAAGUCAGUGGGGGAGCUGCCCAGAGCGUGGGCAGCACCGGUGACCCCCCUCCAGCUGGACACCCGAAGGCAGGCAUGUGGGGAGAGGGGCUCCGCUUUCCCACCCCUCCCGCCAGAGUGUGUGUGUUGGCAACACACCGGAGUUGGCUGGGGUGGCAGGAAAGGCCUGGAGGGCCGCCGACUCGCCCCGUGACCCGGCCAGUCCCCUCCAGCCCCACCUGGUCGUGGGCGCUCGGCAGAGAUUUGUGGGACAUCUGCCUGCCCCGGGCGGCUCGACCAGACCAAGUCCCCGCCCUCUCGGCACUCAGCUCCAAGCGGAGAUGGCCCAGGAACGGGCGCGUGCAGCCCAGGGCGCCCAGGGCAGCGACGGGAGCAGCCCAGGUGCAGGCAGGACGGCGGGGCAGGGGGUGUGGGGUGGCUGCACCUGGUCAGCCCCGGGCUGGAGCUGCCAGCCCUGCAGAGCCAGCUGCCGCUCAGGACGUGCCCGGCGCUUUCUGCUCUGCCAUCAAACGCACUCCCGGUGACUGUGACAUUCCGGGGGCCCAGCGGCCCGUGCCAGGGCUUGGAAGAGGAGCAGACGUGCCUCAGCUGGGGCCUAACGGGGACAGGUGAGGACGGCCUUCAGGGGCCUGCGGUCAGCAUCCGGCCAGCCUGGGGACACCCAUCUCCUGCUUGAGAGCACCCAGUUCCACUCCCAGCCCAGGCCCGGCACCAGCAGGGGACCAGGCCGGACCCAACGCCGGCUGAAUGAGCAUCACGGUGGGGAUGGCCAGGCUGGCCCCCCCCCCCCCCCCCCUCACCGGGGCUGGUGCUGAGCACAGGUGGAUGCCGCAUGCAGGAGGCUGCUGGGAGCCAGGCAGGCCCCCGCGCCGCGACGUCCACCACACCAGACGGGAGUGGCCGCAGGAAGAAGGGGAUGCUGGGAGAGCCUGUGGAGAGGGGCGGCCCCACCGAGUCCCGAGGGGUGACAGACGUGCAAAAGGUCACCCGGGACCACAGGCUCCUGCACUGGAACCCUGACCCACGGGCCCAGCCUGAUGCUGCGGGUGCCUGUGGCCCCGCCCCCCACGCCAGCCGACCGCCCCGCCUCCUCCAAUGAGAGGGGCCUGCAGGAGGGGCGGUGCCCACACCGCAACAUUGGACAGUGCAUGUAACCCCCACCGCGCCGCCCCCACCCCCGCCCCUCCAAGUUCCUCUCCACGAGCACAGGCAGGUUCCGAGGAAUCAGCCGGGGCCUCGGGCCUUGCCUCCCAAACUUGGACGUGUCUCCAAGUCCAGCCACCUGGCUGGCCACCUGAGACCCCCGAGUCCAGAGGACAGACAGACCUGGUGCCCCCCAGCUCCCCAGGACCUCGGCAGUCAGGACAGAGCAGCAGGCAACCCUCAAGUGCGGCUGCGUCUGCAGCCACAUGUAAACAGGCUUCGUGUUUGCCUUGGGGCAGAAGCCCUGGCGCCAGCCAGCGCCCACCUCCUCCUGGCCCCGCCUCCCACACUGCCACUCACCCUCCCAGGCCCUCAGGUGCGGGGGGGGGGGGGGGGGGGGGCUGCAGAC